Molecule: messenger RNA, 868 nt
Organism: Teleopsis dalmanni
Lineage: Eukaryota; Metazoa; Arthropoda; Insecta; Diptera; Diopsidae
Product: structural maintenance of chromosomes protein 5-like
Exons: 6
Coding region: 1-798 (265 amino acids)
Biological process (GO): double-strand break repair via homologous recombination
Cellular component (GO): Smc5-Smc6 complex
Molecular function (GO): ATP hydrolysis activity; ATP binding
Source: RefSeq, a predicted model, not a curated record
AUGCAUAACGCAGUGGUGGCGAAAAUAACUGCACAGAUUGAAAAGCAAAAAAGUGUUCUGGAGGAGAUACAAAGAAAAAUUCUACACUUAAAGAAGAAAUAUAAUGCGAAUAAUCCAUAUUUUGAAGAAUUGCCCACUUCGUUGGAUGAAGUGAAUGAUAUUAAAAAUGAAUUACUUGCACGUCUAGAAUGCAUGGAGGAAAUAGAUCCAGAAGUUAUAAGAGAGCACGAAAGUAAAGAUUUGGAAGUGAAAGAAUUGACUGAAAAGAUCAAAACAUUGGAUAACAGUGUAGAAAAUGGAGAAUCUGAAAUUAAAAGAAUAUAUGAUAAAUGGUUUCCAAUAGUUAAUAAUGUUAUUGACGCGAUUAAUAAAAGUUUUAGCGAGUUUAUGGCUGAAAUGAAAUACGUUGGUGAAGUAAUUUUAUAUAAAGUAGACGAUUAUGAUUUCGAGAAGUAUGGUAUCCAAAUAAAUGUCCAAUUCAGAAAGAACGUCCCACUUCAAGUUCUUGAUAAGUAUGUGCAAUCGGGAGGCGAAAGAGCUGUUGCGACUGCUACUUACACUUUAGCUCUUCAACAAUUAACUCAUGUUCCGUUUCGUUGUGUAGAUGAAAUCAAUCAAGGAAUGGAUUCGACUAAUGAACGCAAAAUAUUUAAUAUGAUUGUUAACGAAACCACCGCUCCGAAUAAACCGCAGUUCUUCUUAGUUACACCAAAGCUGCUACCCAAUUUACCAUGUAACGAGAGAAUGGCUAUACAUGUAAUAUUUAACGGAUCAGUAAACGCAGACUGCUUCUCUUAAAACAAUUAUUGGUUUUUUGUUAUUUUUAUAUUAAAAAUAAGUAUAUAAGUAAUAUUUAACGGAUCAGUAA